GCAGGGCUGUCCAAGGCUGAGAACGCCUAAUACAUGGGGAAGCACUUCCUUGAGGUGGAAGAUCUCUCCCUUCACCUUUCCUCUUUUUCCCUGCAGGCUAGUGCCUACUUUUUAUCAGUUUGCACAAUCGCUUAGAUAAACACCGAGGAGGAGAUUCUCUUUAAUUAUCAAAGACACAUCUUUUCAGGGGGCCAACAAAGCGUUUAUUUCACCCGCCAAACUAAAGGAGAGUUAUUCCAGUGUAGAAGGAAGAUGCAAGCGGUUUGGGACCUUGAACAAGGCAAAUAUGGUUUUGCGGUGCAGAGGGGCAGGAUGCCGCCCACCCAGCCAACCCACGGGCAGUUUGCGCUGACCAACGGGGACCCUCUCAACUGCCACUCGUACCUGUCCGGAUAUAUUUCUCUGCUGCUGCGCGCCGAGCCCUAUCCCACGUCCCGCUUCGGCAGCCAGUGCAUGCAGCCCAACAACAUCAUGGGCAUCGAGAACAUUUGCGAACUGGCCGCGCGGAUGCUCUUCAGCGCCGUCGAGUGGGCCCGGAACAUCCCCUUCUUCCCUGACCUGCAGAUCACCGACCAGGUGGCCCUGCUUCGCCUCACCUGGAGCGAGCUGUUCGUGCUGAACGCGGCCCAGUGCUCCAUGCCCCUCCACGUCGCCCCGCUCCUGGCCGCCGCUGGCCUACACGCCUCCCCCAUGUCCGCCGACCGAGUGGUCGCCUUUAUGGACCACAUACGGAUCUUCCAAGAACAAGUGGAGAAGCUUAAAGCGCUGCACGUCGACUCCGCCGAGUAUAGCUGUCUCAAGGCCAUAGUCCUGUUCACCUCAGAUGCCUGUGGUCUCUCUGAUGUAGCCCAUGUGGAAAGCUUGCAGGAAAAGUCCCAGUGUGCUUUGGAAGAAUACGUUAGGAGCCAGUACCCCAACCAGCCAACGCGAUUCGGAAAGCUUUUGCUUCGCCUCCCUUCCCUUCGCACGGUCUCUUCCUCAGUCAUAGAGCAAUUGUUUUUCGUCCGUUUGGUAGGUAAAACCCCCAUCGAAACCCUCAUCCGGGAUAUGUUACUGUCCGGCAGCAGUUUUAACUGGCCGUAUAUGGCAAUUCAAUAAAUAAUAAAGCAAAAUAAGAAGGGGGAGUGAAACAGAGAGAAAGAAAAGGCAAAAGACUGGUUUGUUUGCUUAAAUUCCUUCUGUUAAGAAAGGAUAUAAAAGGAUGUUACAAGUUUGCUAAAAAGAAGAGAGGGGAAGAAUUUAAUGGACUGUGAAUUUCAAAAAAAAAAAAAAGACUGUCAAUGAACUUUUACAGAAUGCAUUAAAAAAAAAAAACUCCUGUGUCGGUCAGAACAACUUGCUACUUAUCAUUUUUGUAUAAAAAGGAAAUUAGUCUUUUUCUUUUUUUGGUAAAUUUUUGAAAAAUAUUGCUAAAAGUGCAUUUAAGGAGAUUGGGAGAAAAUUAGCAGAAUGGAGAAAGUAAGUCUUUUUUUUUUUUUCCAAAUUAUUAAUUGUCCUGUGUCUAUGUACCUCUAGCUGUUCUUUUUUUGUACUUUUCUGGUUCCAAACCAGUUUAUUCUGUGGUUCUAUAAUAAGUUUUGAUAUAAUCUUGGCUUCUUAAAAACUGUGUAUCCUUAAAAUAUAUGUUCUGCAAGAAUUAAAACUGAGUCCAUGAAAAUACCAUAGGAAGACAUAAAACUUUAAAAGGCAACUCAGAGGUGAUGGAAACGCACUUACAAGUGGUGACCAAAAAUUUUAGGUGGAGUUGAGCACUCUCAAUUUGAGAACUGGAGGAACUACACACAAGAGUUAAUUUCCCCUACCCUGCCCCCCCCAAAAAAAGACACCAUGACAAACCUAGCUUUUUAAAAAUAUUUUAAGAAAGAGAAUGAACUGUGGAAUUUAUUGGCAGCCAAGGAAUGUGUCCAAGACACAUGCUGAGGUUUUGAAUAAAAAGUGAACUUUUGUAAUUUGAAUUGGGUCCCGCUUAGUUCUUGAAUUGUUAUGAAAAUCCUAUAUCUGUUUGUAUAUUUGCAAACCCUUUGUAUUAUAAUUGUUGAUAUUUUCCCUUUUUAAAAAAUACCAUUGAAAUCAGCAUGACAAAAUAACACUGUUGGCACUUAUAGGUAACGUGAUUGAUUCAGUAUCUUAGAGUUUACAGUUUGUGUUUUAAAAAAAACUGAAGGUUUUUUUUUUAAGUGCAACAUUUCUGUAUACUGUAAAAGUUAUAAUAACUGAACUGUUUGGUCGAGUCUUUGUGUGUUAUAUUCCAAGGAAAAUUGAAAGUAUUCAGAAAUUAAACUAUUAUUUGAUAUCUGAAA
Molecule: messenger RNA, 2300 nt
Organism: Suricata suricatta (meerkat)
Lineage: Eukaryota; Metazoa; Chordata; Mammalia; Carnivora; Herpestidae
Gene: NR2F2
Product: nuclear receptor subfamily 2 group F member 2
Exons: 3
Coding region: 253-1098 (281 amino acids)
Biological process (GO): cell differentiation; negative regulation of transcription by RNA polymerase II; anatomical structure development
Molecular function (GO): RNA polymerase II cis-regulatory region sequence-specific DNA binding; retinoic acid binding; nuclear receptor activity
Source: RefSeq, a predicted model, not a curated record